Ectocarpus siliculosus is the source of this 1236-nucleotide messenger RNA. NCBI's taxonomy places the organism in Eukaryota, Phaeophyceae, Ectocarpales, Ectocarpaceae. The record is from the annotation of a GenBank genome assembly.
AUGGGACACGUCGUCGUCCUCGACGCCACCAGCAACAACAGCGGUAGCGGCGAAGGUGCCGCGGAAGGCGGCGGCGGGGGCGGCAGAGGGAAAGCAGCGGCGCCAGCGCCGGUGCCGCAGCACCUCAAGCAACAGAAGGAAAAGCAGCAGCGGGUGCAGGCGGCGGAGGACAGCGACGCCCCCAUCUUGUACAUCAAGGGCCUCAAGGAAGGCGGCGGGGUGGGGCUUUGGGGAAGCGAAGACGACGACGACGACGACAAAGACAGCGACAACGACUCUCCAGCGAGAGGGGGGGGCAACGCCGCGAUGAUGGCCCGCGCGCUGCGGAACGCAGAGCGAGAGAUUGAAGGCGGCGGAGACUACGAGGAGGGGGUCGAGGAGGAGGGGGAGGGGGUAGGCAACCAGGAAGCGGUUGUGAACCAGAUGCCGGUGUGGGAGAAGGUCCAGGCUGCGCUGGGCCUGGGCGUGUGGAGCUACGUUGGUCUCGGGCUGGCGGUGUUUAUCAUCGUCCUCAACAAUGUCCUGGGGGUCGGGUGGGCGACGAAGAUUAUCAACCCGGAGUACGAGCCGGACAGCGUGCUCGAGGUGCAGCAGCAGGGACGCCAGAUCCAGUACAUGCCGUUGGAUGACGCCAGCAAUCUCCUCUCGGACUGAUGCAACCAUGGGUUGCGUUGCGUUGACGACCUACUGCUGUAGGUCUUGUCAUCGGCGGGCCCGUCAAAGAGAUCAAGCUUGCACAGGAGAACGUAGAAGAAACGUGUUGCGUCCACACAAGAGCAGCGCGUGUAAAGGAAGAGGCGGUAUGUAACGUGCUUGAGAGGUGGAUUGCUGUGUCAAUAGUAGACGGCGGAAGAGGCAGCGAGGGAACCGGCGGGGUGGAUGUUGGUUUGUUGAUGAGAACAGCGGCCGUCCCGAUCAUAAAUCAUUUUAGAGGCUUCGCGGGGGCAGAAGGACAUCGUGAAACUAUCGAAACGCAUGCCCUGCAACCCGCUAGUUUGCAGGUUGCAGCAAGCGGAUAAAAACACUUUCGCAUCAUGCGCGGGUGGAUAGACGGAGUCUUGAAGCGACAGCCUCUACGAGGAUAACCAAGGGGUUGGUUUCGGUCUGUUGUUCCUCAGCAUGCAACAGCCGUAAGUAGUGUGUUUCGCGUUGAGUAAUGAAUCAUGCCCGCGGCCGGGAUGCCCAGCCUUGCCCUGACUACAGUCAAAUCCUCCAACUGCUUCAACUUUGUGUCUU